Pneumocystis carinii B80 is the source of this 2105-nucleotide messenger RNA. RefSeq lists its product as hypothetical. Bases 44 to 2059 code for a protein of 671 amino acids. Gene Ontology annotation, molecular function: ATP binding; RNA binding. The transcript is spliced from 13 exons. Gene Ontology annotation, cellular component: catalytic step 2 spliceosome; intracellular anatomical structure. Lineage: Eukaryota; Fungi; Ascomycota; Pneumocystomycetes; Pneumocystales; Pneumocystaceae. The record is from RefSeq and is a predicted model, not a curated record.
AUAAUAUUCGUUUAAGAUUUUAAACGAAUAAAAAUAAUUUUUAAUGGCAUUUGGAGGAUCAACAUUAGAUAAAGCUUCAGAAAAUGAGAUUGAUGAAGGGAAUAUCCCUAUAAUAAAUAAACUUACAUCUUUAUCAAUUAAACGACAACGUGAACUUCUUCCUAUAUAUCAACAUAAAAAUGCAUUACUUUAUUUAAUUGAAAAAACUCCAGUUACAAUAAUUGUUGGGGAAACAGGAUCAGGGAAAACUACACAGCUUCCCCAAUAUUUAAAAGAAGCAGGAUGGGGUGAUAAUGGAAACAUAAUUGCAUGUACUCAGCCUAGAAGGAUUUCAGCAGCAACUGUUGCAAUAAGAGUUGCAGAAGAAGUUGGAUGUCCAUUAGGAGAUGAAGUUGGAUAUUCAAUUCGCUUUGAAGAUGUUACUUCAGAAAAAACAAAAAUUAAAUACAUGACCGAUGGCAUGCUUGUUAGAGAAACAUUAAUUGAUCCACUACUUUCUCAUUACAGUGUAAUAAUGUUAGACGAAGUUCAUGAAAGAUCCCUUUAUACCGAUAUUUUAUUAGGCAUAUUAAAAAAAAUUCAAAAAAAGAGAAAUACAUUGAAAAUAAUUAUAUCAAGCGCUACAUUAAAUGCAGAUGAACUGCUGUCUUAUUUUAAUAAAGAAAAUGAUGACACAGCUAAAAUUAUUUCUAUAGAAGGAAGAAUGUAUCCUGUGGAUAUUUUAUAUUUAUCAGAACCUACUUCUAAUUACAUUGAAAAAUCUGUAGAGACAAUUUUUGAAAUUAAUUCAAAGGAAAAAGAAGGAGAUAUUCUUGUUUUUCUUACAGGAAAAGAAGAAAUUGAUAUUUGUAUUUCUAAAAUAAUUGAACAAUCUAAUCAUUUACUUUCGAAUAAUGACCCAAGAAUAUUAGCACUUCCUUUAUAUUCUGGCUUAUCAAAUGAGAGACAAAUAGAAAUAUUUGCCUCUGCUCCUCAAGGUACACGAAAAGUAAUUGUUAGUACCAAUAUUUCGGAAACAGGUGUUACCAUAGAUGGAAUUGUUUAUGUUAUAGAUUCAGGAUUUGUUAAAUUACGAGUAUUUAACACACAUACAAAUUUUGAAUCCCUUAUAAUUACACCUAUUAGCAAAACAUCUGCAUUGCAGCGUGCUGGACGUGCUGGAAGAACACGACCGGGGAAAUGUUUUAGAUUAUAUGAUAAUUCAAGUUUUCAUGCUUUGAAAGAAACAAAUAUUCCUGAAAUUCAAAGAAGUGAUUUAACAGGAUUAAUUUUGCAAUUGAAAGCUCUUGGAAUUGAUAAUAUUGCAAGAUUUGAGUAUAUAACUAAUCCUCCUUCAGAAAUGGUGAUCCAAUCGUUGGAGCUUUUAUUUGCUCUAGAUUCAUUAGAUGAAUACGGAAAAUUGACUAAUCCUUUAGGGAUGAGAAUGGCAGAAUUUCCUAUUAAUCCAAAAAUGGCUAAAAUGCUAUUAAUGUCAAACAAAUUUUCAUGUGGAGAACAAAUUCUUACAAUUGCUGCUAUGAUAUCUGUUCAGAAUGUUUUUUUGCCUCAAGAAAAUAAAAAAUCUUUUGAAGCAGCUAGAAAAAAGUUUUCAGUAGAGGAAGGAGAUCAUAUCACUUUAAUGAACAUAUUUCAGGCAUUUACUACGAAAGGAGAAAAAUCUUCUAAAUGGUGUUAUGAACAUUUUCUCAAUUUUAAAGCUUUAUCAAGGGCAGUAAGCAUAAGAGCUCAACUUCGCAGAUAUUUAGAACGAUUUAAAAUUCCAAUUGAGUCCGCUGAUCCUAAAAAUGGCACCGACAAUAUUCGGAAAUGCUUAGUUAGUGGUUAUUUUUCUCAUGCAGCUAAAAUGCAGGCAGAUGGAUCAUUUCGUCUUGUAAAGGGGAAUUCGAUCCUUUAUGUUCAUCCUAGUUCAAUAAUGUUUAAUCGUAAAACUGAUUGGGUUAUAUUCAAUGAAGUUUUAGAAACGAAAAAAAAAAUAUUUAUGCGUGACAUUACUACUAUUAAAAGAGAAUGGUUACUUGAAUUAGCUCCUCAUUAUUAUACAUUAGAGCAUCAAAACUAAAAAAUAAUUUAAAAGAAUUUUUUUGAUUUAUUAAUUAUAUGUCUUA